This is a messenger RNA of Colletotrichum truncatum, 516 nucleotides long. RefSeq lists its product as uncharacterized. Lineage: Eukaryota; Fungi; Ascomycota; Sordariomycetes; Glomerellales; Glomerellaceae. The record is from RefSeq and is a predicted model, not a curated record.
AUGAUGCCCAAAAUCGCCAGCCUCCUCGUCUCAGCAAUCGCGGCAUCGGCUGCUUGCCUCUCACACGCGGAGCUGCCUACAAUUGUCUUCACUCCAGGCGCCUGGCACGGACCUCAAGCUUUCGAUAUCGUCCGCGCCGGUCUUAUGAUUAAAGGCUACGACUCCGAGGCAGUAACUCUUCCUUCCGUCGGCGCUGAACCUCCGACCGUAGGUGUGGAGGACGAUGCUGCGGCAGUCCGGUCCACUCUCCAAGCCCUGGCCAACGAGGGUAAGCAGAUUGUUCUAGUCGCACACUCCUACGGCGGUCUGGCUAGUAGCAACGCAAUCCCAGGUCUAGGAUGGCAGCAGCGUGCUGCCAACAACCAGACAGGCGGAGUCAUCAUGAUGGUGUACCUAUGCGCCUUUGCGCUGCCUGAUGCUACUAGUCUUUUGGAUUUGCUCGGCGGAGAGUUCCCGCCCUAUAUGAGAGUCGAUGUAAGUGAUGCGCUACAGAGCCAAAACAAGGAAGAAGAUUAA